AUGGCAGCUGCUGAACUUAAUGAUAAUAAAAAGACGAGACUGGUGCUGAUCUUGGUCAUAUCUUUAGUUUGUGGAAUGCUCAUCCUUGGCUUCUUGAUCUCAAGUCUCAUCAAGAAAAGAGAAUUGAAAAGAGCGUUUGAUAUCGAUGUGAAAGAUAUAGAGCUGCCAAUGUUUGAUCUGACUACAGUUACUAAUGCAACUGAGAACUUCUCAUUAACAAAUAUGCUUGGAGAAGGUGGUUUUGGAAUCGUGUACAAGGGUACAUUAACAAGCGGGCAAGAAAUUGCAGUGAAAAGACUCUCAAAGAAUUCUGGACAAGGUCUUCAAGAGUUUAGGUGUGAAGUAAAUCUGAUUGCGAAACUUCAACACCGGAAUCUUGUCAGGCUCUUGGGAUGUUGCCUUGAAGGAGAUGAAAGGAUGCUAAUUUACGAAUAUAUGCCCAACAAAAGCUUGGACCAUUUCAUUUUCGAUCAGCAUAGAAAAACAUUGAUUACAUGGAGAAAGCACUUUGAGAUUGUUAUGGGCAUAUCGAGAGGACUUCUUUACCUUCACCAAGACUCUACAUUGAGAAUCAUUCACAGAGAUCUUAAGAGUAGCAACAUUUUACUAGAUAAUAACUUGAAUCCCAAAAUUUCUGAUUUCGGCCUCGCAAGAAUUUUUGGUGGAGAUCAAACUGAAAGCAAAACAAAGAGAGUAGUUGGAACACAUGGCUAUAUGUCGCCUGAAUACGUUGUUGACGGGAAAUUUUCAGUGAAAUCCGACGUCUUCAGUUUUGGAGUGCUUUUACUAGAGAUAGUGAGUGGCAGAAAGAAUUGGAAAUUUCACCAUUCCGACCAUCAUCAUAAUCUUGUAGGCCAUGCAUGGAAAUUGUGGAAUGAAGGCAGGGCAUUGGAAGUAGCAAAUGACAUUGCUGAGCUAUUGUUGGUUGAAUCUGAAGUGCUUAGAUGUAUUCAGGUGGCCUUACUGUGUGUUCAAAAACUACCACAAGACAGGCCAACAAUGGCAUCAGUAGUCGUCAUGUUGAGCAACGAGAGCGUGACAUUACCACAACCUAAAGAGCCUGGUUUUUUUGUGGAAAGAAGUUGUGACGAAACAGACACAUUACCAUUCGAGGAAACAUGCCUCACUCAAAACGGGGUGACAAUAUCAGUGCUGGAAGCAAGAUAA
Fraxinus pennsylvanica is the source of this 1167-nucleotide messenger RNA. NCBI's taxonomy places the organism in Eukaryota, Viridiplantae, Streptophyta, Magnoliopsida, Lamiales, Oleaceae. The record is from the annotation of a GenBank genome assembly.